Molecule: messenger RNA, 11537 nt
Organism: Magallana angulata
Lineage: Eukaryota; Metazoa; Mollusca; Bivalvia; Ostreida; Ostreidae
Product: putative aminopeptidase-2
Exons: 77
Coding region: 211-11313 (3700 amino acids)
Biological process (GO): proteolysis; peptide catabolic process
Cellular component (GO): cytoplasm
Molecular function (GO): peptide binding; metalloaminopeptidase activity; zinc ion binding
Source: RefSeq, a predicted model, not a curated record
UGAUCCAAGCACGCAGUGCAGUAGAUGAUCACAAUGGGUCGGGAUCUCACCAAUCUGUAGUCGCAAGAUACAGAGAGCAGGGGCAUCCCCCUACUGAACUGGAUUCCGGAUUCCGGGUGCUCUUUGAUAAAUCGUUUCUUCAUUGGCUCAAUCUACUGAAACAUUGCAAUAAAGCUUCAGGGGGUUAUUUAAGAGGUCGCGGUUCGUUAUAUGGCUACCUACGAGCUGCAAAAAUUCAAUUCUCCGGAAAUGCUUGAACCGGAAUACCGCCGGAAGGAGGCCGGAUGUUUCGUUCGGGUGACCACUGGAUUUAUCCUUGUCUUCCUGGCGUUAAUUCUGGUGGCCGGAGUGGCGGCGAUUGUGUACUUUGUGCAGAAGGACAAUUUACAACCGACGAACGAUGACCCACAGGUCACAAGUGUCUCAGCGGAAAAACUCAAAAGUGAUUGCGAGGCUUUGGCGGAAUCAGGGAAACUGGACCAAAACAAAGUUUGUACUGUAUGUCCAACUCAAGCUCCUGCAACAUGUCCGACAUGGACGACCAAACUACCAAUGACGUCAUUAAGCACGUCAACGCCAUCAUCGACACCACCACCUGUGUCUGUGGACUUCCGCUUGCCAAAUGACGUCAUACCGCAGGAGUAUGAUGUGACUAUCAAACCGAAUAUGUUUAACGGAAAUCCAGAUUCAUUCUCUUUCGGAGGAAAUGUAAAAAUAAAAAUAGAAUGCAAAACACCAACGAAUAAAGUAAUUCUGCAUGGCAAUAUGCUUAAUAUUAGUAACGUUAAAUUCGGAGCAAUUGCUGAUUCGAAAAGACCACUCCCUGCACCUGAAUUCGACCCACAACGCCAGUUCCUGACCUUCCGGUUGAAUGAAUUUCUACAAACCAGCAAAACUUACGAACUCAGCAUGGACUUUCGGGGACCACUGAAGAACGACAUGAAGGGACUCUAUCUCAGUUCCUACAGCCACGGCGGCCAGACAAGAUAUUUGGCGACCACUCAGUUUCAGCCAACAGAUGCCAGGAAGGCUUUCCCUUGUUUUGACGAGCCAGGGUUCAAGGCCAACUUCUCCGUGAAAAUAAUCCGCCCGAAAGGAUGGACGUCCCUGUCCAAUAUGAAUAUACGGGAGACCAUGAGUCAUGGCUCAACAGAAGAGGAGGACGUGUACCACACUUCCCCAAAGAUGUCGACCUACCUGGUCGCCUUUGUAGUGUCGCAGUUUCAGUCACGACAAGGAACAUUCUCCAAUGGAAAACCUUACCUGGCCUGGGCCCAGCCCGCCGCCUACAACGAGACAGAGGAAGCGCUGAAUGUCGGAGUGUCCAUCAUUCAGAAGUAUGAAGACUUCUUUAACAUCGAGUUUCCUCUCCCUAAACAAGAGAUGAUAGCUAUUCCGGACUACCCCCUGGGAGCUAUGGAGAACUGGGGACUGAUCACCUACAGAGAGACGGCCAUGCUGUACAACAAAGAGAUCUCCUCCGAGGCCAGCAGACAGAGGGUCACACAAGUCAUCACUCACGAACUCUCACAUCAGUGGUUCGGUAACUUGGUGACCAUGAGAUGGUGGGAUGACCUGUGGUUAAAUGAGGGAUUUGCCACGUUUAUAGAGUACUUUGGAGCUGACCUGGUACACCCAGAGCUAAAGAUGCUGGAGAAGUUCACUGUGUCGGAGAUGUUUGAAGCCUUUGACAUGGAUGGUCUGACGACCUCUCACCCCAUCUAUGUCCCCGUGGAGAGCCCCGACCAGAUCAAUGAAAUCUUUGACCACAUCAUCUAUAACAAGGGGGGCUCGGUGAUUAGGAUGCUGCGGUUCUUUAUGGGAGAACAGACGUUCCUUAAAGGUCUCCAGGACUACCUGCAGAGCAAGAAAUACUACACUGCUUUCCAUGAUGAUCUGUUUGAUGCCCUUGAUCAGAGAGCCCAGAUAGAAGGAGUGACCUACCCUGCCAGCAUCAAGGACAUCAUGGACACCUGGAUCUCCCAGAUGAACUACCCAGUUGUCAAGGUUACCAAGAGUUCAGCAGGAGCGGUUCAUGUACAACAAAAGCGUUUCCUUGUCAACGACGCCUCCUCUGACCCGGGAAAGUUUGUCUCAAAGUUCAACUACCAGUGGAAGAUUCCCUUCACCUUUAAGACCAGUAAAGAUGUGGACUUUAAUGUUACAAAUUCUGAUGUACACUGGAUCAUGUCACCAGAACUGGAUAUCCAAGGCAGCAUGUAUCCUAGCAACCAGGGAGAUUGGAUUCUGGGUAAUGUCCAGCAGUACGGGUUCUAUCGUGUGAACUAUGACACAGACAACUGGAGGGCACUGAUGACACAGCUUAAACAGCAACACACGAGGAUUCCCAUGCUCAACAGGGCACAGUUAAUCAAUGAUGCGUGGAAUUUGAUGAAGGCGGGGGAGCUGUCGGUGGGCGUCGCCCUGCCCAGUUUGGAGUACCUGGACACCGAGUCCGACUAUGUCCCCUGGGUGUCCGCCAUGAAUGAGGUCGGAUACCUUUCUGACAUGCUCGGAGAGACCGAGGCUUACGGAGACUUCCAGAUGUUCAUGAAGGAGAAGUUGAGUAAACUCUUCAAGAAGUUGACACUGGACGACUCCAAUUCCACUCACAUUGAAACCUUGUUGCGUUCACUGGUGGGCCGUGCUGCCUGCGGUUACGGUAUAUCCUCGUGUGUGACGGAGGCCAGCAGGCUGUUCUCUGCCUGGAUGGAAGACCCACAGAGAAACAGGAUUGAUCCGGACAUUAAGAAUGUGGUGUACUGUACAGGGAUCAGAGAGGGGGGACAGAGUGAGUGGGAGUUUGCCUAUAACCAAUACAAGAUGACCACCGUGGCCUCGGAGAAGUCCCUCCUCCUGUCUGCACUCUCCUGCUCCUCCCAAACUUGGCUCCUAAGUCACUACCUAAAACUGUCCUUGGAUCCAAAUGAAAUUCGCAGUCAAGAUGUCACCAAUGUCAUCAUUUAUGUGUCAAGGAAUUCGGUUGGUCGAUACAUAGCAUGGGAGUUUAUGCAAGAGAACUGGGAGACUUUAAGACAAAAAUUUGGCAGUGGGUUUUUUAAGUUUGCCCAGUUGAUUAAAGGUGUCACAGAAUCGUUUAAUACUGGCCAUCAACUGAGACAGUUGGAGGACUUUGUCCGUACCCAUCCGGACUUGGGAACUGGUCAGAGGGCUUUCCAGGAAGCUAUAGAGAACACCAAAGCCAACAAAGCAUGGAUGGAAACAAACUACGCCACAAUCAAAACAUGGCUCGAAAAAAUGACGUCUGGUUCCUCAGUCCAAAAACUGACGGACGUCAGACUGCCUCGUUCCAACAUACCGACUCUGUAUGACAUCUACUUGAAGCCUGACAUUUAUUCAGGUGACCCAACUCAAUUCAAAUUCUACGGUAGAAUCAGGAUCAGUUUUGAGUGUGUUGGACCUACGACGAAUAUCACCAUGCAUAAGAACAAGCUUAUGGUCAGUGACAUUCAGGUGUUCAAUCAGAACGCAGGAUCCUCCGCCCCGAGGGUGGCGGGUCAGUCGGAGGACAAGGAUCGACAGUUCCUCAUCAUUCACCUGGACGGGUCCCUACAGAGGGGACAGAACUACACCGUGGCCAUGAACUUUGUGGGCGAGCUGACGGACGAUUUAACAGGGCUCUAUCUCAGCUCCUACAUGAGGGACGACCAAAAAGUAUACAUGGCUACAACUCAGAUGGAGCCUACAGAUGCCAGAAAAGCCUUCCCCUGUUUCGAUGAACCAGACUUGAAGGCCCGCUUCAAGCUCACACUGGCUCGCAAACCAGAUAAAAUCUCGCUGUCAAAUAUGCCCAUCAUAGAGCACAGGAACAGCAGUGACGGGUUUGUGGAGGAUGUGUACCAGGUGUCAGAGAAGAUGUCCACUUACCUGGUCUGUAUCAUCGUCUGUGACUUUGUGUCCAGGACAGGCACCACCAAAAACAACAUCAAGUAUUCAGCCUGGUCCACUCCGGAGGCCUACAACCAGACAGUGCUAGCCCUGGAUGUUGGCAUGACAACCAUUACAUAUUAUGAGGAGUUCUUUGGCAUUGCAUUCCCACUUCCAAAACAAGACAUGAUCGCUAUCCCAGACUUUGCUGCGGGGGCGAUGGAGAACUGGGGACUGAUCACCUACAGAGAGACGGCCAUGUUGUAUCAGCCGGGCGUCUCCUCGGAGACCAAUAAGCAGAGAGUGGUGACCGUCAUCACACAUGAACUGGCCCACCAGUGGUUUGGUGAUCUGGUGACAAUGGAAUGGUGGGACGACCUUUGGCUGAAUGAGGGAUUUGCCACGUUUGUUGAAUACCUUGGAGCCGACAAUAAAUACCCAGAAUGGAAAAUGUUUGAGCAGUUUACGGUGGCAGAGGUUCAGGCAGCUUUCGGAUUCGAUGGCCUGGUUUCUUCACAUCCGAUCUAUGCCCCAGUCUACAACCCCGCAGAAAUCAAUGAAAUUUUUGACACCAUCUCUUAUUCCAAGGGUGGCAGCAUCAUCAGAAUGAUGCAGUGGUUCUUGGGCGAUAACACUUUUAAAAAUGGACUAAAACGUUACCUUGACAACAGGAAGUAUGGGAAUGCCGCUCACAAUGAUCUUUGGAAUGCCAUGUCUCAGCAAGCUGUCCAGGACGGCGGGGGUAGAGUGACCGAUGUAAAACAGGUGAUGGACACCUGGACCCUACAGAUGAACUAUCCUGUCGUCAUGGUAACAGUCAUCAAUGGACAGGUCAGAGUUCAACAGAAGCGGUUCCUGCAGAACCCCACUGCGCGGGACCCAAUGAAGUACACAUCUCCUUUUGGGUACUUGUGGCAGAUUCCAUUUACUUACACGACCAAAACACAAGCAAAUUUCAACCAGAACUGGGCGAACGCUCACUGGUUCAACACCUCCCAGAAAGAUUUACCACGGCAAGGUGUGAUGGAUGCCAAUGACUGGAUUAUUGGAAACGUUCAACAGUACGGUUACUACAGGGUCAACUAUGAUAAAAGCAACUGGCUCAAACUGGUUCAACAGCUCAAAACAGAUCAUGCCAGUAUUCAUGUAAUUAACAGAGGACAAUUAAUUAAUGAUGCCUGGGCAUUGGCCAAAUCUGGAGAUGCUGAUAUGGAGGUCGCCUUAAAGAUGGUGGAGUACCUGGGAUCAGAAAUGGAUUAUGUCCCUUGGUAUGCGGCAAGACAUGAGCUCUCUUAUGUACAGAAAAUGUUGACAAGAAGCAACCUGUAUGGAAAAUUUAAGAACUUCAUGCAAACUCUGAUCCAGAAACCAUAUGACAAGCUGGGAAUGGACAACACUGGCUCAGGACAUCUGGAAAUUUAUACCCGGUCACUGCUGGUGGGAGAGGCGUGCUCCUAUGACAUCGAGAGCUGUAUGUCUGGGGCCCUCAGAAUGUACCAGGACUGGAUGGACGACCCCAUAAACAAGAGAGUGGAUCCUGAUCUGAAGUCAGCUGUGUACUGUACAGCCAUUGCAGAGGGAGGGGAGGCCGAGUGGAACUUUGCGUACCAACAAUACAAAGAGACAAAUGUAGCCGCAGAACGUAGAACUCUAAUGGCUGCCAUGGCCUGUACAAAGCAAACCUGGAUACUCAGCAAAUACCUUAGCAUGUCCCUUGAUUCCUCAGAAGUCCGACGACAGGAUGGGACUUACGUCAUCAUCUAUGUGUCGCGGAACUCAAUUGGGCGAGAUUUAGCCUGGAAUUUUGUGAAAGCUAACUUUGACCAGCUUUUGGAGAUGUAUGGGACAUCCGCCUUUGCCUUGAAGAAUCUUCUGAAUGGAGUCCUGGAUUCCUUUAACACAGAGCAAGAUCUUCAACAGUUGAGAGAUUUCAAGCAGAAGUACCCAGACAUGGGUUCUGGAACUCGCGCCUUUGAUCAGGUGAUGGAGAAGACGGUAGCAAACAUUGAAUGGAUGACCAAAUACUACAGCAUCAUUGAGAAAUGGCUGGAUGACAAUAUAGCUGCAUCCUCGGGUGGAAGUUCUCUCAAAGAUGUCCGACUGCCGCGAUCUGUUCUUCCUGAGCUAUACACCCUGGAGCUGUUCCCAGAUAUAUAUCAAUCCAGUCCCGAAAACUUUACUUUCUCAGGAGACGUUAAAAUCUUGGUCAAUGUUGUGAACGACACAAACAAUAUCACUCUCCACAUCAAUAAACUCACCGUUGACCCAAACAGUGUCCGAGUCAUGAAAGCGAGGGACUUUCGUAUUGUUCAGACCCAGGGUAUGAAGGAGGAUAAAGGGAGACAGUUCCUGAUUAUUUUCUUAAAUCAGCCAUUACAGAGGGGAGAGAAGUACGAGGUGUCAAUGAGUUUCGUCGGCCCACUGACUGACGACUUGGCUGGUCUCUACUACAGCGCCUACAAACGGGGCGACCAGCCUGUAUACCUGGCCACAACACAGAUGGAGCCAGUAGAUGCUAGGAAAUCCUUCCCUUGCUUUGAUGAACCUGACAUGAAGGCAAAGUUCAAGGUCACACUCUUGCGUAGACCCGAGAAAAUUUCCUUGUCCAACAUGAGGAUAGAAAGAACGGAAUCCAGAUCUAACGGUUUACUGGCUGAUGUCUAUGAGGAGUCGGUGCCCAUGUCUACCUAUCUGGCCUGCUUCAUUGUGUGCGACUUCCAGAACAUCUCCAAGGCAACGCCUAAUGGAAUAAUGUAUGGGGCGUGGUCUAGACCUGAGGCGAUACAUCAGGCGGAGUUUGCACUAGACGUAGGUGUGGACACCAUCACGUUCUAUGAGGAAUACUUCAACAUCUCAUUCCCUCUCAAGAAACAAGACAUGAUUGCUAUCCCUGACUUUGCUGCUGGAGCGAUGGAGAAUUGGGGCCUGAUCACCUACAGAGAGACAGCCAUGUUGUACGAUCCCGUGAUGUCAUCAGAAAGCAACAAACAGCGAGUUGUUGUUGUCAUAACGCAUGAGCUUGCUCACCAGUGGUUUGGUGAUCUGGUCACUAUGGGCUGGUGGGACGACCUGUGGCUGAAUGAGGGAUUCGCUUCAUUCGUUGAAUAUCUAGGAGCAGAUCAUAAAUUCCCUGAAUGGAAGAUGUUUGAUCAGUUUGUGACAGAGGAUCUACAGGUGGCGUUUGAGUUUGACGGACUCGUCUCGUCUCACCCCAUCUACGUACCGGUCGCCAAUCCAGAUGAGAUCAAUGAGAUUUUUGACAAGAUCUCUUACUCCAAGGGAGGCAGUGUGAUCCGUAUGAUGAGGUUUUACCUGGGAGAGGACACGUUCAGGGCUGGAUUAACGGAUUAUUUGAAUAGUAAGAGAUAUGGAAACUCUUUUCACGAUGACUUGUGGAACUCGAUGACAAAGCUGUCAAAAAUAAAUGGGCACCCAGUGGAUGUGAAGGCUGUCAUGGAUACCUGGACCCUCCAGAUGAACUACCCUGUCGUCACGGUGACCAGACUUGACGACGGUGGCCUCCGGGUCACACAGAAGCGCUUCCUUAGCAACCCCCAGGCCCAGGACCCACUCAAGUUCACCUCACAGUUUGGAUAUAAAUGGAUCAUCCCCUUCACGUACACCACGGAAGCCACAAAGCGGUUCAAUCAGACCUACCGAGACAUGGUGUGGUUCACUACUUCUACCCAAGAUAUUCCAGCUAAUGUGGAAGCAUCGGACUGGAUUCUUGGAAAUGUCCAGGUGUUAGGUUACUAUAGGAUGAACUAUGACCUGGACAAUUGGAACAAGCUGAUUGGUCAAUUAAAGGCCAACCAUGAGGCUAUUUACACCACAAACCGAGCUCAACUCAUCAACGAUGCCUGGGCCCUAGCCAAAGCUGGAGAGCUUCCCAUGGAAAUAGCCCUACAGACAAUGGAGUAUCUUGGGUCAGAGAUGGAUUAUGUCCCCUGGCAGGCAGCACAGACCGAGUUGUCCUAUGUACGCAAGAUGCUGGUCCGCACCUCGCUCUACGGAAAAUACAAGAACUUCAUGUCCUCUCUGCUGAAGAAGCCGUUUGACAAGCUUGGUCUGGACAACACAAAAUCCAGUCACCUUGACAUCUACACGCGGUCUAACGUGGCAGACUUGGCCUGCACCUAUGACGUCCCUGGAUGUCAGGAUCAGGUGAAGACCAUCUUUGACAAAUGGAUGUCCAACCCCAGCGUUAACCUAGUGGACGCUAACCUGAAGACAAUGGUGUACUGUACGGGGGUGGAGACCGGGGGGGAGGCAGAGUGGGAGUUUGUCCUCCAGCAAUACAAGGAAUCCACGCUGGCCGCUGAGAGCAACCGACUCCUCUACGCUCUCUCCUGCUCCAAACAAACAUGGCUGCUCAGCAGAUAUCUGGAGGUGGCGUUGGACACUAGUGUGGUACGUAAACAGGACGCCUCUAGCGUGAUCAUCUACAUCUCUCAGAACACCGUCGGCAGGGACCUGGUCUGGAGCUUCGUACGCCAGAACUUUGACAGGCUCAGAAGAGACUAUGGUGGAGGAUCGUUUUCAUUCUCAAGACUUAUACUGGGAAUCACCGAGUCAUUUAAUACUGAUGUAGAACUACAGCAGUUGAGAAACUUCAUCAAAGGCAAGGACUUUGGGUCUGCAACAAGGGCAGCACAGCAGGCUAUCGAGAAAACACAGGCCAACAUAGAGUGGAUGGAAAAGAACGUCCCUAUCAUCAGGAGAUGGCUGGACCGUACCACCCCCACCCCCCAGGUCAACAGGAACGUGCGUCUGCCCCGUUCCGUCCUACCGGAGCUGUACACGCUCGAGCUCUUCCCUGACCUGUACAAAGCCGACCCCAAGGACUUCACCUUCUCCGGCAGUCUGACAAUCCUUGUGAACUGUACAGGGAGCACUAGGAACAUUACACUACACAGUAAUAAGAUCACCAUAGAUACCGCCUCCGUGGAAGUGAGAGGGGUCAAUGGUGGCGGUAACUUGUUCAGUUCGCUUUCCCGCCAGGAGGAGCUCAUGUUCUCCAUCUUCCAUUUGAACUCUGACCUGACCCCAGGGCAACAGUAUGAACUGAAGAUGAACUUUACUGGUCCCCUGAAAGAUGACUUGGCUGGUCUCUAUUACAGUACCUACACCAGUAAUAACGAAACCAAAUACCUGGCCACAACACAGAUGGAGCCAGUAGAUGCUAGGAAAUCCUUCCCCUGCUUUGAUGAACCUGACAUGAAGGCAAUGUUCAAGGUCACACUUGUCCGACGUAAUGAUUACAAGUCUCUGUCCAACAUGGAAAUCAAGGAUUUCUCACCAAGGGGUGGUGACUUGGUGGCAGAUGAGUACUAUGUGACGCCCCGUAUGUCCACCUAUCUGCUCGCAUUCAUUGUGUGCCAGUUUGAUAGUACAUCCACUGUCACAAAGAACGGCAUCAAGUACAGUGCCUGGUCGCUGCCUGAGGCGGUCAAUGACACAGAGUUUGGACUGAUGGUCGGCAACAAGACUAUCACAUACUAUGAGGAGUACUUCAACAUCUCUUUCCCUCUGAAAAAACAAGACAUGAUUGCUAUCCCAGACUUCUCGGCAGGAGCGAUGGAGAAUUGGGGCCUGAUCACCUACAGAGAGACAGCCAUGUUGUUUAAACCGGGCGUGUCAUCGGAGGGAAACAGACAGAGAGUAACCACGGUCAUCACUCACGAACUCGCCCAUCAGUGGUUUGGUAAUCUGGUCACAAUGAAAUGGUGGGACGACCUCUGGCUGAACGAGGGAUUUGCCACAUUUGUGGAGUGUAUGGGAGCGGAUCAUUUGUUCCCUGAGUGGAAAAUGUGGGACCAGUUUGUCCUUGAUGAGCUAUAUGGUACAUUCAGCAUCGACGCCUUCGUGACAUCCCAUCCAAUCUACGUUCCAGUCAAAACAGUGGCUGAGAUGGAGUCUGUAUUCGAUACCAUAUCAUACUCCAAGGGUGGAAGCAUCAUCAGAAUGAUGAGGUUUUUCUUGGGAGAGGAGAACUUUAGAAAAGGACUUUAUUUGUAUCUAGAGAGCAGGAAGUAUGGCAAUGCUUUCCAUGACGACCUGUGGGACGCUAUGGACAGUGUGGUGGUACAGAAGAACUUGAACUAUCCAGCGUCCAUCAAAGAAAUCAUGCACACCUGGAUCCUCCAGAUGAACUAUCCAGUUGUCACAGUAACCAUUCCACAAAAUGGCGUUGUCAGGGCAACACAGCAGCGGUUCCUUAGGAAUCCAGAAGCAAAAGACCCACUGGUUUACAUUUCCCCAUUUGGCUAUAAAUGGUGGGUACCUUUAACUUACACAACUGGUACAGACAACAACUUCAAUAAAGACAGGGCAGAUGUCAAAUGGUUCAACACCACCAGUAAAGAUUUUGGGGACCAGUCUGUGAGAACGUCUGAUUGGAUAAUUGCCAACACUAACCAGUACGGUGUGUACCGAGUCAACUACACGCAGGACAACUGGAACAAGCUUAUAAACCAACUCAAACAGAAUCACAGUGUAAUUUCGACCAUCAAUCGAGCACAGAUAAUCAAUGAUGCUUGGAGCUUUGCUAGGUCUAACCAGUUACAUAUGGAUAUAGCCCUCCAGACUGUAGACUACCUGUCCAAUGAGAAAGACUACAUACCACGAGUGGCGGCCGAUGAACAGCUGGCCUACAUAGAGAGUAUGCUCUCCUUGACCCAACAUUAUGGCACUUUCCAGAAUAAGAUGCAGCGUUUGGUGAGGAGCAUCUAUAAUGAGAUUGGUUUGAAUAACACUAGAGCUACACAUUUACAGUCAUACAUGAGGUCCCACGUAGCGGGUACUGCCUGCUCCUAUGAUAUCCCAGAAUGCCUUACUGCGGCGGUACAGCAGUUUUCCGACUGGAUGAAGAACCCAGGAAAUAACAGAAUUGACCCUGGUUUGAAGUACACUGUGUACUGUGCAGCCAUCAAACAGGGAGGACAGAGGGAGUGGGACUUUGCCUACAACCAAUACAAGACUUCCCAGGUGGCCUCUGAGCGGGCCAAACUGCUGGGCGCCCUCUCCUGUACGAAGGUCCCAUGGCUGCUUAAAAGAUUCCUGGAGUAUGCCGUGACUGAUGGAGAGGUCCGGAAGCAGGACGGAACCAGUGUUAUCUCCUCAGUUGGGAGGAAUGUGAUUGGUCGACCCAUCGCCUGGAACUUUGUCCGCUCACGCUGGAACUACAUCAUGAAAGAGUACAGUGAGGGUCAGUGGAAUGCUGGGGGAUUUAUCAAAAGUAUUUCUGGAGCCUUCAACAAUGACUACCAGCUUCAACAGCUACUUGAUUUUGGUAAAGUCCACCGAUCUGAUCUGGGUCGUGCUGUGAGAUCUUAUGAACAAGCUGUAGAGGCCGUGCAAGCAAACAUUCAGUGGAUGCAGAAAAAUCUUAACAUUGUCAUCAAUUGGUUAAAUCAAAAUGCAUAACAUUCAUGUUUGUGUGUGUUUUUUUUCUUCAAAUUUAUUGAACAUAUAGUCUGUGUGAGGUCAUUAAUCAGAUUCAUAGGUUAAUAAAUAUUGAUAUAUGUAUUUAGAUUGCAGAAAUAUAUGUAUGAAAAGAAUAUCCUGGGUAAAUGUGUAUUGUUAGCUGAAAGAAAUAUGGCUUGAAAUUUACUAUAAAAUAAUACGUGCACUGACAGCAUUAUUCAUUU